AUGGGCCACGAGAUUUCAGCUGCCCCUCUGGGUUCUCCCACCGACAGAGAAAGUCCAUCACUACCCGCUCAAUCACCUCAGUCGACAGUCCUAGGCUCAGGUGGCAACUCACCAUGGCUAGACCCCGCAAGCCCCAAUCUUGGGACCUCUCCCAUGUUCGAUCGCAAGCGUGCCAGCUUGAUGGGCCUUCUGGGUUCCAACCGAACCAAGAAUACAAACACUGGUCUGGGUCUGUAUGACUCCAGUCGUGAAAAGCCGCGUGCCCCUCCAAAGGAGGACACCUUAUUCCAGAAGGUCAUGAAGAGUAAAUGGUCCAUGGUACUCUUCCUCCUCCUCGGGAUUGGCGGUGCCCUGAGCCAUCACUUCCUCUACUGGCAUCUCAAGGGUCGAGAUGCCAAAGACCAAGAGUGGUGGCUCCGUUUGGGCCAAUUCAUCUCGUUUGUAUCCAAAGCUGGCUUCGUUCUCUCUGUGCUUAUGGCACAACAACAGACAGCCUGGAGGGCUGUUGGAAAAAAGGACUACUCUGUCCAUGCCAUUGACUCCCUCUUUGGCUCUUCCCAUGACAUUGUGGAGCUGUUCAGUAGAGAGGCAUGGACGAAGACAUGGCUAGUCAUGAUUCUGAGCCUCUACAUCUGGAUCAGUCCCCUUGUCGUCAUCUUUGCAUCCGCCACACUCAGCGUUUCUCCCGGCCUCACAGUGGAUAGGGACGCUAGGUGUCCUUCAGUCCGUACCCUAAACUUUUCGCAAGAAUCAACUAACAAGUGGGACGAACCUAGACGGGCUGAGAGCGAUGGCUUGAUUGGCCUUUCUCUGUCUUUUUGGGAGAGAACGGGGGCACGCUACGAGGAUGAUGACAACGUCGACUACUAUAGUUCGCCUAGUGCGCAAUUCAGUGCCAUUGCCGACAAGGUCUUUACAGCAAACCAAGCCUUGCAGGGAGACCACGUGGCCGAAGACAUCUGUGGGAGAGGUUGGAACUGUUCAACUGUCAUCCACUUUGUCGGUCCAGGAUACAAGUGCGAUUCCGUUACCCCGAAGUCGGGAGUUUUCAUCGACGACUUUGCAGGAGUCGAGGCCCCGUUCAACAUGACCGAGCUCGCACCAGAGGGGAGCCAUACUUACUUUGCGCUGACGCAAGGAGAUUAUGGUACUCAGAUUGAAUUGAAUAAAAGUGGGAAACCUGUUCAACAACUCCCUUACCCUGCCAACCUUGGUGCCUUCAAAGCUGAGCCCAUCAUCUGGCUUGGCUACACCACCGUUGAUGAUAUCACCAAAAGGCAACCUGAACGCAAGGGCGCGCCGGGAUGGGAUGAGGCCUUUACACCUGCUGUGCUGGCCUGCGAGCACUAUGUGACAAACUACACGGUCAACCUCACGUACACUGGUGGUCUGCAGAAUUACAACGUUACUCAACGGGACUACAUGCACAAGGUCAUCAACACGACAUACGACGAGACCCUCAAGGUCCCUACCGACGGGCUUUUGAACGGGGUCGUAGCGGUUCCCGAGGAGAACUACGUCCUCCCGACUAAGGAGAACAUGGAGACGUACCGUCGCAUAGCUGCCUACCACUCACUCGGCAAGGUUCUACGAGACAUGGUUAACGGGACAAUCGAGCUCCCGAAUCAUAUCUCAAAGUCAAAGGUUAUGGUCUCCAGGCUUAUGGACAAACGCGACUACAUCGCCGUUACCGAUCUCCAACAGGAAGUCCGCAGAUUGUACGAAGACCUCCUCAUCUCGCUCCUCUCGAACCCCCAGAUGCUCAUCGUGUCUUGGGCAGCCAACACUUCUGAGCUCUCAGGGACACUGCCUGGUGGUCCACUGUAUCCAUGUUACCGACACAAACUUGUGAACAAGUUUGCUUACCAGUGGGAGGUCCUCUUGGCUGUCUACGCCAUCUCCUUUGUCAUUGCCUCGGUUGGCGUGAUAUCCGGGAUGUAUGCCAUGUGGAAGGACGGAGUACACGAACAGCGCGAGAUGACGUUUUCUGCAAUUGCCGGAGCUACCAAGAAGCUGAGCUUGGAUCAGUACAGGGAUAAGGAGACGAUGGUCAGGUCAAAUCACGUGGGGCAAGGCCCUGGGGGUCGAGUAUACGAGUUUGAGCUUCGAGAUGGUGGUGGACAGGAUAACAACAGCUCGAGGUCCGCCCUGGAUGAUAAGCCUGGGUUCGCGGAUAGGGAUAGUACAGUUUGA
Messenger RNA from Fusarium keratoplasticum, 2193 nucleotides. RefSeq lists its product as uncharacterized. The record is from RefSeq and is a predicted model, not a curated record. The transcript has a single exon. Lineage: Eukaryota; Fungi; Ascomycota; Sordariomycetes; Hypocreales; Nectriaceae. Bases 1 to 2193 code for a protein of 730 amino acids.